AUGAUUCAUGGUGGGCCUUUUGCCGACUCCGCUGCGUCUUGUCCGCAGACGAAGAUCGCACCUCGCCGAAGAGGACGCCAAGCCAUGACGGACCGCGGAACGGUACUAUGGUCGGUGGUUGGUACAAUUGAUGGUGCCAACCGUCGCAUGGGUAACCGACGAGCAGCGAGUCUUGUCAUAGAACAUACUAUUAUUCCAUGGUCUUGUGGAAGACGUGAUUAG
Molecule: messenger RNA, 222 nt
Organism: Macrosiphum euphorbiae (potato aphid)
Lineage: Eukaryota; Metazoa; Arthropoda; Insecta; Hemiptera; Aphididae
Source: the annotation of a GenBank genome assembly